Messenger RNA from Camelina sativa (false flax), 612 nucleotides. The record is from RefSeq and is a predicted model, not a curated record. NCBI's taxonomy places the organism in Eukaryota, Viridiplantae, Streptophyta, Magnoliopsida, Brassicales, Brassicaceae.
AAUGGUUAUGGAAAUGAGGCUCUUGAGUUGUUCAGAGAAAUGCUUGAUUCUGGAGAAAAACCAGAUCACAUUACCAUGAUUGGUGUCCUCUCUGCAUGCGGACAUGCUGGAUUUGUUGAAGAAGGACGACAUUACUUCUCUUCCAUGACCAGAGAUUUUGGUGUGGCUCCGCUUAGGGAUCACUAUACGUGCAUGGUUGAUUUGCUUGGUCGAGCUGGAUUUCUCGAAGAAGCAAAGAGCAUGGUCGAGGAGAUGCCCAUGCAACCAGAUUCUGUUAUAUGGGGUUCACUGCUUGCUGCUUGUAAAGUACAUAGGAACAUCAUGAUAGGUAAAUACGUUGCAGAGAAGCUUCUAGAAGUAGAAGCGUCAAAUUCAGGACCAUAUGUUCUUCUGUCUAACAUGUACGCUGAGGUCGGAAAAUGGGAGGAUGUGAUAAGUGUACGAAAGUUGAUGAGGAAAGAGGGAGUCACGAAGCAGCCAGGCUGUAGUUGGAUAAAGAUACUAGGACAUCUUCAUGUUUUCAUGGUUAAAGACAAAAGGCAUCCUCGAAAAAGGCAGAUACACUCACUUCUUGAUAUUCUAAUAGCAGAGAUGAGACAGGAACCAGAUCAU